AAUAUAAGAUAAAAACCAAUCGUUUGGUUGUUUGACUUCGAGGACAAUAUGCAUGUCUUUGGUUUCAUACAACAGAGCCUAACAACUGGUCUUCAUUUGUUUGGCACCGGUGUCUAUGGGUUUGCCAUUAUGUAUCAAAUGGCUCACAACGAUCCAAACAAUCCGAGGUCAUCAUAUAUCGGGGACAUUAAAUAUCUGACUUAUUGGAAUUUGUUAUUUCAAUUUAUGUUUAACUCAUUGAGUUUAGUCAAAGAUAUUUUCGUCUCAAACACUGAAAGUCAUAGUUUUUCAGUAUUUCUGGACUCAACCUUCUUUUGCACGACAUUCCCCUUCUCAGUGUUUGUUUGCGGGACAUUCUGGUUAUUAGACUUUGUCGACAAGGGAUCUGUUCGGGACCCGGAUGUCAACAGUCGAUAUCCCGAAUGGUAUACUCACAUAACACACUCGCUCAACGGUCCCAUGAAUUUUAUAGAGAUGUUGAUGACAUACCAUGAAGAGCCAUACCAUAGACACGCCAUUCUUGUAUUGCUCACUGUAUUCUCUCUUUACUUUACAUUGUUAAUCAUUUUGGGCAUAUUUGUCGACCUCUGGAUCUAUCCGUUUUUGGCCAAACUCUAUUGGUCACAGCGUAUCAUAUUUGCCGUCAUCUGUGGUGUCAUUUUAAUCAUCUACUAUAUGACUGGUGUAGGUCUCAGUAAAGUUCUUUGGCCACAAUGUAGAGUCAAUUGGUAUAAAAAAGUAUUAAAAUGAAAGAUAAACCAAAAUUUAAUUGUUA
Molecule: messenger RNA, 775 nt
Organism: Oppia nitens
Lineage: Eukaryota; Metazoa; Arthropoda; Arachnida; Sarcoptiformes; Oppiidae
Product: androgen-dependent TFPI-regulating protein-like
Exons: 5
Coding region: 49-750 (233 amino acids)
Cellular component (GO): membrane; endomembrane system
Source: RefSeq, a predicted model, not a curated record